GGACGUCUUUUGUGACCUCAUAUUCAGGUAGCCCUCCCACCUGGCAGCGUACCAUUUUGUUCGCAUACAGCUUGCCAGCAUGGGAUUCCAUACCCUCCUACUAGCGCUUGCUUCGCUGAGUGCAUAUGCACUGUACAAGUUUUGGGAUUCGUCCCGCCGCAAUAGAAUUCCUACAGGCCUCAAGCCACUACCGGGUCCAAAGGGCUAUCCAAUCAUCGGCUCCGUACCUGACGUCCCAGACAAAAAUGGAUACAUCAAGUUUUCGGACUGGGGCAAGCAGUAUGGUCCAAUCUACCAAUGCAACCUAGCCGGGCACAACCACGUCUGGGUCUCAACGGAUCAGAUUGCAAAAGACUUGUUGUCCAAAAAGGCAGCCAUCUACUCUGACAGGCCGCACAUCCCAUCUCUGAUAGACGACAACCGUUCGAGUGCGCAAUAUCUUCCGCUGCUUAGCAGAAAUGACGGCCAUACACGCCAAAGAAAGUUUGCGAACAUCAUUAUGCGCGAGUCGGAAAAGGCAUCCUUCCACCGAUACCCCGAGCUCGAAUCGAAGCGUAUGAUGGCCGAGCUGCUGGACGACCCCGAUCAAUACAACCACAUUUUGGAAUCCUACAUCUCUCGUGUCACUUGUCGACUUGCUUGGGGCCACAGCGAAGGCAGCGACGAGCUGAAACAACGCGCACGUGAGCUUCUCAUUGGCGUUUCUCCCACAGGAUCUCUGAGCAACAAGCUUCCCUUCUUGAUGGCACUACCUGAUUGGCUCUCACCGCCCAAGGCAUGGGAAAGACGACGUGCACUCACCGAACGCACAUGGUUCCAGACUAUGCAGGCCCAGGUUGUUGAGGAUCUUAAGACAGGACAAGCAGCACCAUCGUGGAUGAAGACAUUCCUAGAUACUCGCAGCAAAUGGGGCUUCAAAUCUGAUACAGAGGGUGCGUAUGCUGUCGGCAUGCACGGGAUCGCAGGAGCUCUCACUAUCGCUGCCCCUAUGCAGACGUUCUGUUUGGCAAUGGUCCAUUAUCCACAAUAUUUGCCUAUGUUGCACGAGGAACUUGACCGCGUCUGUGGUGACCGACCCCCCCGCGCUGAAGACCGACCCAACCUUCCUUUUCUUCGGGCUAUCAUCCGUGAAUGCCUGCGCUGGCGCCCACCUGUCCCUACCGGUAUCCCCCACUACCUGACUCAGGAUGACGAGUACAAUGGUUACCAUAUUCCCAAAGGCAGUACUAUACAUCCUCUAGAAUGGGCUAUUUCCCGCGAGCCUGAUCUAUACCCCGAUCCCGAGGUCUUCAACCCUCUUCGAUGGGUGAAGCCAGAGUAUCCGACAUACCAGGAACCUUUGACACAGUACCCUACUAUCAUCAACUCAACACAAUUUGGCUACGGGAGACGAACGUGCACUGGCCAGACAGUGGCUGACGAGGAUAUGCUCAUCGGCAUCGGCUCUGUUGCAUGGUUGUUUGACAUCAAGAAAUGCUCAGAAGACUCCGCCAUUCGAGCUUCGACGGGUGAGACCAAGAAAGAGCAAGUGUAUGGCUUGAACGAAAAGGCCUCCAUAUCAAACGAAGAACUAAACGCUGGAAUUAACAACAAAGAAGCUACCAUGGAGGAGAAGAUCCUCGCCAAAUUCACAUAUCCUGGAUCUGAACCUGCCAAUAAUGCGGCACCAAGGAAGUCCAAAUCUAUCAACCCCACUUACAAACCCAUGGAAUGGGGUGACAUUACCAAGAAGCCAGAAGAUCCUACACUCGACUACUCCAUCUUACUGAUUGCAAAGCCAAUCCCCUUCAAAUUUGAUCUCAAGCCCCGCAACGCUGAGCGAGUGAAGAAGGCCCGCGACAUGUAUAGAGAAGGAGUUGACAACGGUGACUUCCCCGACAGUAAGCAGUACUGGGGAGCAGACCAGGGACGUGGCCAGCCUGUAGGUUGGAGCAAGGUGUAGAGCGUCUUUUGCAUGAUUGGCGGUGCUUUGCAAUUCUUUGGGGUAUUAGUACUUACCCUGCAGCAUUUAUCAAGCGUAUUUAUACUCCAACAAAAAGCCUUCGCGUACAAUGGUCAUCGCAUUCAGUCAGCUCUUGUUGUGCGACUUGCCCGGUUGGGUUUGGCGUUUGGGUUGACUUGGGACCACUCUUGGAAAUUCUUCAUUUCACACAAAUUUGUUUUCACCAUAAUAAAUAGCAUAAAAUUUACUUUGUGGCAUCUGC
Bipolaris maydis ATCC 48331 is the source of this 2204-nucleotide messenger RNA. RefSeq names its product cytochrome P450. Lineage: Eukaryota; Fungi; Ascomycota; Dothideomycetes; Pleosporales; Pleosporaceae. Gene Ontology annotation, molecular function: oxidoreductase activity, acting on paired donors, with incorporation or reduction of molecular oxygen; monooxygenase activity; transmembrane transporter activity. The record is from RefSeq and is a predicted model, not a curated record. Gene Ontology annotation, biological process: transmembrane transport.